AUCGUCAACAGAUGCGUCGAGUUCACAGUGUAUAUCUGAUCUCAGGCAACGUCUUCUCAAAGCAGCCAUUUCAAAGCAACCACACAUCCUUUCCACUGUUGAUAAUCAACAAAUUAAGGAUCUGAUAUUACAAGUAGUAGCCGGUGAUGAACCAUCAAUGCUCAAUUUUGAUCAAAUCCAGGCGAUUAAUGAAUGGUUGGAACAGUUGGAUGAUAAUCACACCGAUCGAAAAAGUUCAUAUAUCACAAGGUUCAAUCAUCUAUUGGAAAUACCAAAGUUGGAGCGAUGGUUUCGUACCGAUCCCAAUCCAUCCCGGCAGAAAUUGAUUAAUUAUAUGAACGUACUUAAUGGUUCCAGUUAUCGGCGGCAUAAUGUUAAAGUAACAUAUCAUCAAAUCUGUAACUGGUUUGCUAAUCAACGAGCUGCUAAUAGGAAAUCACCACAGUCAAAUCAUACAACUGUUGCACAUUGUCCACCAUCAGUGGCUCAAUCAUCCAUUUUACUUCCACCCCAGUCACGUUCUAGUCCAUCCGGUGAAUUCCGUCCAAAAUUUGAUUUUAAUAGUUUGCUAGAUAGCAAGCAAGCUAAUGGAAGUAGUAGUGAACGUAUCGAAGGAGGUUCAGAAUCGCCGACACCGAAUGAUGAUAUCAGUGUGCAUAGUGCUAGCGAUUGUGGUUUUGAUCAGGUUUCUGCAUUGAAACAGGAUUCUGCAACCUCAUCACCGGAAAUAUCAUUUGAUUUAAAUGGUGGUCAUGCAUCAAUAUCACCGAAACCAACCGGUGGUGAAACUAUUGGUCAUCAACAGGCGACAGGUAUUGGUAAUGGAAAUGGUAACAGUGCAACAGGACAACCACAACAAGCACAAACACCAUCUAAUACAGUUGCUCGAUCAAGGUUAAUGUUCGACCCACUCACGGAAUUGCCAGUUCUAGAAAAAUGGUUUGAAGAAAAUCCACAUCCUACUUGGCUUCAGAUUGACCACUAUACAGAAGCGCUGAACAGUUGUCAGUAUAGACAAAGUUAUCCACCAAUCUCGACGCACAAUGUUAAAAUUUGGUUUAAAAAUCGACGAGCCAAAUGUAAGCGUAUGCAGACUGGUGAUUUGAAUUUGAAGAUGAUGAUUUGA
Messenger RNA from Acanthocheilonema viteae, 1126 nucleotides. NCBI's taxonomy places the organism in Eukaryota, Metazoa, Nematoda, Chromadorea, Rhabditida, Onchocercidae. The record is from the annotation of a GenBank genome assembly.